UCCGUUUUGUUUUGUUUUUUUUUCUCUCUCUCGCCGGUACGCUGAUAAGUGUUCGCCUACAAUUUCAGCAAAAUGUACUUGCAAAAGGGGGAUAAUGCAAGAAGACAUUAAAUUUUUUGUUCUUCUUCUCGUUCACUGCAUUUGCGACAGCUGGUGGGGAAGCACUGGAUGGACGGGACACACCACGAUGGAUGAAGCGUGCAAGUGGGUAGGAAAAUAGUAGGAGAGAAGGAUUUGCAAAUCACUCGAAGCUCCUAACUCUCCGAAGAUUGACCUGCGAGUGUGGUGAAUGUGUGCGAGUGUGUGCGUGUGUAUGCGAUCUGUGUGUGUGCGUGUGUUUCGUAUGGUGACAGAGACAGAGUGCAAUGGUCAAGUGAGAGUGACCCAGUGAGAGGAAUGGUUCUGUACUGAAUCGUCGCGCUCUCCGAAUCCAGAAAAUUUUCAUGCAAUUUGGAGAGUGCCACCCUUUUAUCCAAGAUGCGAUUCAAGCCAUGCCUGAUCAUUUGUUCACUGGUCGUCUCCUUAGCAGAACUUGCACAAGCCUUCACCAUCAUCGACUGGGAUAAGCAGCAGGCCUUCUGCGGCCACCGAUUCCCUGACGUCCUUUCCAAGUACUGCCUCGUACACAACUCCCCGGACCACAACGUCGGUGCCUACGGUGGCACGCCCAAAACUCCAAAGCAGGAAUGCUGUGAUAAAUACUGCUCAGUUCGAUACAUUCUCAUCAAUUACUGCACCAGAGUCAAAGAAAAUUUUAUGGAAAAGUACAAUGAAACGUGGGAGAAACCGAAAUCCGAUCUGUUGAAUGAAAUCGUCAGGGAAUCGGAUAGGAAGAGGACGGAUAACCAUCCUGCUGCGCGAAGUAUUAUAAAUACAAUGGUAAUGAAGGGGGUUUCAAAGUCUAAAGGUAGUGGUUGCAAACGUAAACGUCCGCAACGAAAGAGAAAUAAGAAUGGGACCAAACGCAAUUGCAGGAAGCAUCGCGCCACACCUAACACUAAUAAACCAUCUCCAUCAUCAUUAACACCAUUAAAAAUCACAAAAACCAUACGAAAAUCAAGGCGCAAAUGUAUCUGCUGCCGCCAAAAGAGAAUCAAGGCGCCAAAAAUUCAUCAGGAUGCCAAACUGGGCAUCGAGCAAGGUCACCAAAUACCUAUUAAUUUGGACUUCAAUAUUAAAGACUUUAUAAACCAAUGAAGUGAUCUUCAGCGCCAACGAUGGUAUUAAUUUGAAUUACGUAACUGAGUUGUAGUUACUUGCUGUGAUUUGUAUGUAUUGUGUUUGUCCGUAUAACCGUUUUUUUUUACACACACCUAAUUAUUAAAUGUUGCUCUCUGAAAAGAAACAGAAGUAUUUUUGGAAGGUGCAACCUAUUUAUUGUUUCGAUUACUUUAAGUUUUAAUAUAUUUAACGAUGUAAAUUUUUUAUAUGUACUUAU
This is a messenger RNA of Nicrophorus vespilloides, 1438 nucleotides long. RefSeq lists its product as uncharacterized. Lineage: Eukaryota; Metazoa; Arthropoda; Insecta; Coleoptera; Silphidae. The record is from RefSeq and is a predicted model, not a curated record. The transcript has 5 exons. Bases 478 to 1197 code for a protein of 239 amino acids.